Molecule: messenger RNA, 418 nt
Organism: Tricharina praecox
Lineage: Eukaryota; Fungi; Ascomycota; Pezizomycetes; Pezizales; Pyronemataceae
Exons: 1
Coding region: 110-367 (85 amino acids)
Source: RefSeq, a predicted model, not a curated record
AUGUAGCCGUGAGAACGAGAGGGAAGAAGACAUGGACCAUGGUGGGUGGCGUGCGGAUAUUUAAACUGGCCGUAGGUAUGGCUGACGGUCUGGGUUUCUUGGUAUACGUAUGGAGGGGUGGAUAAGAAUACGAGUGGGUGUGGUGGGUGGGUAUGCAGUUGUUUCCUGCACAGGUGGAGGAGGACUCGCGGAGGAGGAGGGGCGGUUCAUAGGACCCUGCUUGCUUUGCGUACCUCUGGCGUCCAUGGAAAGCAGGGACUGGGCUGCGGGCUGCUGGGCGGAGGAUCGCCGGGUGUUCGUCACGCAGAGGUCAGUCUUGGACUGCACUCUUGGUCCCGGAUCAUCGGGCGGGUCGGAAGUGCACUAGGAAGGCACGCUAUCGGACACCACGUCACCACCGCACCGGAAUAACUCUGCU